This is a messenger RNA of Talaromyces proteolyticus, 1571 nucleotides long. RefSeq lists its product as uncharacterized. Bases 116 to 1525 code for a protein of 469 amino acids. Lineage: Eukaryota; Fungi; Ascomycota; Eurotiomycetes; Eurotiales; Trichocomaceae. The transcript has 3 exons. The record is from RefSeq and is a predicted model, not a curated record.
GUCGCUAGAAUUAGGACCAGGCUGCACCUUUUCGAGACUCCUCCAUUCUCUUUUUCCGUGAUGCCACACACUAACACCAGGGUAGACUCUCCACGACUAGGACGAGAGCUCAGCAAUGUUGGAUUUUAUCUCUGGGCUCGUGCUUUAUUUCCAACCUGGGACACAAAAUGUCGCCCCAGUCACUGAGCAGACGCGAAAUGAGCGACUGCCGGAACUCUGGUUUGCUGAUAUCCCUCAGUGCACACUACAAUGCAUCUACCCAUUGGCUCUCGAGUGUGGCUGCGCAUACUCCGACUUUAAGUGCAUUUGCGAAUCUAUUAGCGAAAUAACAGAAGAUGAAAAGGUCGAGUCCUGCAUCUCCCUCUGUCCUCAUAACCAGGACCAACGAUGGGCACCUUCUCGAAUUCUUGACUUUUGUGGACUCUUAGACGUUGAUGUUUAUCUCCCGGAAUAUAUGGGCCAAUUUGCGGCUUUACACAGACGACAAGCUGUCGACAGUGGUUCUUUCUGGCCAUCUUCAGUUGCGUCUUAUAGUGAUUAUCCCGCUUCCGACCAUUCUUACGAGCCUACUUCAUCCUAUAAUGGGACAACGGUGAUAACCACCUCGACCUCGACUGCAGUCGAACAAACCGCAACCAACACCAACACUGACACAGUAACGCACCUAAUUACUUCAGCACCAACUUAUACCAACCCAUCUAGUAAUAACGGAUCAGGCGAGUCUCCGUCGUCGUCAUCCUCAAGCGGCCUCUCCACGGGCGCAAAAGCUGGAAUAGGAGUCGGCAUACCGAUAGUUGCCAUAAUUCUUGUUCUGGGCGUAUUCUGGUUUUGGCGCCGACGAAAAGCGUCCCAAGACAUUGGCAGCGACAAUAUCCCUGAAGUUGGCCAACAGCCAAAGAAGUUUGUGCCUUUUGGCGGCGUCGAUGGCCGUUUCGAAGUCGAGGGAGGAUCACUACCGGCGGAAGCUGAUGGGAAUCCCCUCAAUGAAGCGGACAGUAGAUCGAUACUCCCCUCACCCGAAAAUCAGAAUCAGCUCACGACAUCUCCAAUCUAUGAAUUAAGUGGCAAUUCAGCUGCUGUCGCGCCUCCUCCAGCAGCUCUCGUUCCCCAGAGACGGAAUGAGUCGUUUAAUGGACAGUAUUCAGAGACAUCUUCGACAAAUAUAUCGCGAAAAGCAGUUGGAUCUCAUCCUCUCCAGGCAGGGUCAGAACUUGAGAGUGGUAAAGUAUCGUCACCCAGUAAGCCGGCUAGUGAUGUUGUUGAUAACGUGCUCGCAUCGCCUCGACUUUCCGAGAAAAUCAAUACUACAGAACAGUUAAACUCAGAGCAAAAUGAGCAGGAGACAGAAUCAAAUGCACGCACGUCUGCUAGCAUCGAACAGAAUGACCUGCAGCAGCUAGAACAGGAAAUUGCGCGUGUGCGAGCGCAAAGAGAGCGCCUACAACAUUUGCAAAUGUUAGAAGAGAGGGAAGAACAACUAAAGAGCCAAAUCGCUGCGAGAAAAACAGCGGAUUCGACAGAAUAAUAUGGUUAUGACCGGUGUUAAAGAUAUAUCCAUUGCUUAUUUAGCC